This is a messenger RNA of Scheffersomyces amazonensis, 3666 nucleotides long. RefSeq lists its product as uncharacterized. Gene Ontology annotation, molecular function: sterol transfer activity; sterol binding. The record is from RefSeq and is a predicted model, not a curated record. Gene Ontology annotation, cellular component: plasma membrane; endoplasmic reticulum membrane; endoplasmic reticulum-plasma membrane contact site. Gene Ontology annotation, biological process: intracellular sterol transport. The transcript has a single exon. NCBI's taxonomy places the organism in Eukaryota, Fungi, Ascomycota, Pichiomycetes, Serinales, Debaryomycetaceae. The coding region runs from base 309 to 3560 and encodes 1083 amino acids.
UAUAUAAGCGGAAUAUUUACUGUUUAAGUAAACUCACAAUAACAAUUGCGUAACGGGUUUACUAAUCACUAAAUAUUACUCGCAAUAUUUACUAUUGUCACGUUGUUGGCAGUACUAGCUCAUACUUUGUGAUUGCAUUUCAUUAUCGUUUAUAUUGUGUGAGAAGUUCAUUAACGAAUAGGACGACAUUAUCGGUUAACCAAACCAUUUCAAAUAACAGCAACAUUCUCACUCUCCUAUUUUACCUUGUGGUGGCUUAUAGUAUCGUCUAGUUUUACAUUACUUUAUUUGCUUUAGUUUAUGGGGAUAUGGUUUCAUUAUCAAAGAAAAGAUCUCAAAAGAAGAAUGGUAGUAGCAAUCUCCUCUUGCAGGAUACUUCGGCAAUUUCAUUACCUGCUAUUGAUUCUAUUCAUACUGUGAAUAAAUCUAGAACAAGAGGUAGAUCCAAUUCAACCGGUACUCCGGGUCUUGUAUUAACCAAUAAGCUGAAUACAUUAAGUCCCGUGUAUGGUAAGGUGGUUAAUAGAUCCAGAUCUAAUUCAUUUAAAACAGCUGGCAGUAGUUCAACUCCUUCCAAUCCCAAUCAGAACCCAAUUUCUACUCCACAUUCCACAUCUAAUUCCAAUCCCAAUUCUAAACGUCAGAGUAUAAUCUCGCGAUAUUCAAUGAAUAGUCCGAUAACACCUUCACCUCCUGUUCAAUUCAAUCCUGAAGUUGAUGAAUUAUCACCCGUUAAUAAUAAUGAACAUGAACUUGAAUUAGAACAUCCAGAACCUAAAUCAAGUGGAUUAAUAUCAUCUAUUUUAUCGGUAGCUCAAAAUGUCGUAGCAGCUUAUGAAGGUAAUCCUAAUAAAUCCACUAGUCAAUCAAUUAAAAGAGAAUCUCGAUUAAGUGGUGAACAUAUACGACCAAUAUCAUCUAAUAGUUCAAGUAAGAAAGAUCAUUCCUUUUCAUCUAAGCUUGAUUUUCUUCUUAAACCAUCGAAAUUUACAUCGAAAUCUUCAAUGGAAGAAGAAGAAGAAGAACGUCCAAAAUCAGGUACACCAUUAAUUCAUGAACCUUCAUCAGCAAUAAAUAGUCAAAAUCGAAGUGAAGAUGAAAUUGCUACAUCUAAUGUUCAUUUCAGUUCAGUAAGAGAAUCUCCUAUAAAUACUUUAGGUAAUGGAGAUUUAAAUUUAUCAGCAUUUGGAGUUCCUGAUUCUUCUACCAAUAACAAAUUAAAAGCUGAUUCUAAUUUAGAAACUAUUCCAGGAAUUCGUAGACGAUCUGAAUCAAGAACAAGAGGUUUAACAAUAACUCCUAUUCAUUCAAAUGAGAAUGGUAAUAAUAAUUCUAAUGGUAUUAAGCGAGCUCUAAGUCCGGAUAUUGUUAAUCGACAAUUACCCCUUAAUAAUCAAUUAUCUACAGCCGGAAUUAAUGAAAAUAAAAAAGUAAGAAGAAAAUCAAUAACCACUAAUAAUAUAAAUAAUGGAAUUAUUACUACCAGUAUGAACUUAUCUAAUGAUUUAGUAAAAUUUAAAAGUAAUAAAACUGAUUCAAAAUCUAGAAGUGAAGAAACUGGUGAUAGUGAUAAUGAGUCAGGUGAAGAAUAUCUGUCUGAUCAAGAAGAUUUAGAUCAAAUUAUUGAUUAUUCUAAUCUUAAAUAUGCUUCAGCCAAGAGAAAUCUGGAUUUUCAUCAAAUUUUUAAGAAAUUACCUCCUAAUGAUCCAUUAAUUGAUGAUUUUAGUUGUGCAUUAUCUAAAGAUAUUUUAGUUCAAGGAAGAAUGUAUCUUAGUAGUCAUUAUAUAUGUUUCAAUUCUAAUAUUUUAGGUUGGGUAACAAAUUUAAUGAUUCCAUUACAAGAAGUUAUACAAAUUGAAAAGAAAUCAACAGCAGUAUUAUUUAAAAAUGGAAUGAUUAUUAGAACUUUACAUCAUAAACAUAUUUUUGCAACUUUUUUAAGUCGUGAUUCAACUUUUAAUUUAAUUACAACAGUUUGGCAUAAAGUGUUACUUGAAAAUUCUGAUAUUGAUCCAACUAAAUUAUUUAAUGGUAAAAGAAAUGGUUCUAAAUCUUCAUUAACAUCUAAAUCAUUUAGUCAUGAAAAAUAUGGUGAUGAUUAUUCUGUAGGAUUAUCUGAUGAAGAUGAUAGUAAUAUUGAUCAUGUUUUAAGUGCCCUGGAUGGUGAUCGAGAUAUUGAUGUAGAUGAUGAUGAUGAUGAAGAUUUUGAUGAUAGUAUUAAUUCCAUAUCUGUAAAUAAUGAUUUACAUCAUGAUCAUGAUAAUUUAGAUCAUAAUCAUGAUGGUAAAAAUGAUUCAGAUAAUGAUGAAUCAAGUCCUUCUGAAAAACACCAUUCUGGUAAUGAAGAGACUGCAAAUUCAGGUAAUGGUAAUGGUAAUGAUUUUAAAGGUUUACCAAGUGUAGGUCCAUUAAAUCAUGCUCCAACUGAAAAUGGAUAUUCUAAACAACCAAAUGAUACUUUUAUAACUGAAGAUACUUUAAGAGCUCCUGUAGGAGUUGUAUUUUUAUUAUUAUUUGGUGCUGAUACUUCUCAAUAUAUAAAGAUUUUAAAAACUCAAAGAAAUUUUGAUAUUGAAGAAGCUAAUAUAACGGAAUUAUCAACUAAGUCUAAACAAAGAAAUUAUACUUAUAUUAAACCAUUAUCAGGACCAAUUGGACCCAAACAAACCAAAUGUGUAAUUGAAGAUAAAUUGGUUGAGUUUCAACCAGAUAAAUAUAUCUUGGUAGAACAAACCACUCAAACACCAGAUGUUCCUAGUGGUAAUUCAUUUAAAAUUAUAACUAAAAUGUUUUUCAGCUGGGCCGAAAACAAUUAUACAAAACUCUAUGUUGUUACAACAAUUGAAUGGUCAGGUAAAUCAUGGAUUAAAGGAGCCAUUGAAAAAGGUAGUAUUGAUGGACAAAAGGAAUCUAUGAAGGUUAUGAUUGAUACAUUAAAUGAAAUCAUUUCUUCAGCUGGAGCUGGUGGAAAAUCUAAGGUAAGUAAAUCCAAGAAGAAAGGUGGUAGAAGUAGAAAGAAUACUGUUAUUAAACAACCAACAUUUGAAAAAUUAGCUCCUCCACCUCAAUUAGAAAAGUCAGCCAUUGAACAAUUCACAGCUUUUAUUGAUUCAUUAGGUAAAUUGAUUCCUAUACCAUUUGUAAGUUCAAGUAUGGUGGGAUAUAUAAUAUUUUUCAUUGGAUUCUUAAUAAUUUCUAAUAUGUUUCAUGGUAUUACUCAUAUUGGAUCAAGAUCUAAUGUGGUUAUACUUGAUAAUGAACAUAUUACAUCGAGAAUUAAGAUUAAUAAUGAUAAAUAUUUGGUUAUUCCAUCAGUUGAUACAUCACUUAAGGAUAGAAGAAUCAAAAUGCAAAAUGAAGUUGAAUUAUGGGAUUGGCUUAAUAAAGUUAGUAAUCAAAAGAUUAAUGUGAGUAGUGAAGAUAUUGAAGAAGAAGUUGUAGAGAAGAACAAAGGUACUAAAUUUGUUAGUCUGAAGUAUUCCAAACAAGAAGUAGAGGAGAUUAUGAGAUUAACUCAAUUGAAGUUAAAUAUGCUUCAUGAAAAGCUUCAAGCGCAAUAGUAAUUAGCAUAUUAAUUUAGUAGUACUUAGCAUAUUAAUUUAGUAGUACUUAGCAUAUUAAUUUAGUAGUAAUAGUAAUAACUACAUUGGUAGCGCUCCAACCUAG